Messenger RNA from Scylla paramamosain (green mud crab), 3373 nucleotides. RefSeq lists its product as uncharacterized. NCBI's taxonomy places the organism in Eukaryota, Metazoa, Arthropoda, Malacostraca, Decapoda, Portunidae. The record is from RefSeq and is a predicted model, not a curated record. The coding region runs from base 488 to 2518 and encodes 676 amino acids. Gene Ontology annotation, cellular component: membrane. The transcript is spliced from 10 exons. Gene Ontology annotation, molecular function: transmembrane transporter activity.
CGCGGGCGCGGCGAUGCGCACACACUCGCGGUCCGCCCGGCGACACACACCCGCACCGCGCGCGUCCUCCGCCACCCGCACCGCCCUUCGCCAGCCGCAGUGCAGUGACCACCCGCGCGCGCUCCUGAAGAACAACCCGCAAAAAGCAACCAAGCAACCUGUGUGUAUGCGUGUGUGUGUGCGUGUGUGUGUGUGUGUUUGUGUGUGUGCUGACGAGGCGGGGAGGGAAGUGUGAGUAAGCAUCGUCGUGGCGUGUGACGGUGUGUGACGGUCUGCGGCGGUGCCCUAUGGAAGGAUACAAGCCCUGGAGCCACCACGUCACACCUCAGGGGGACGCCAAGUGACCGUGUGAGGACGCCGCCCAUAAAAGCCACGAGACGCCGCCGCCGACGCCCGCACCGCAACCAGGGGGCUUCCUCCUGCUCCUCCUCCUCUUCCUCCUCCUGGUUCUCCUCCUUUCCCUCGUCGCCUUCCUCAAACCGCCAUCAUGUGGGAAAAACUCCUGCGGGACAUCAAGGUCAACCUCCUCUCCUCGGACCUGAUGCCCCUCAAGUUCCUCUUCUUCAUGCUGUACGCUGCCAACACCACACUCUACCCGUACCUGGCCGUGCACAUGCAGGCUCUGGGCUUCGGGGCGGACAAGGCCGGGGUGCUCCUGGCCAUCACGCCCCUCGUAGCCAUCAUGGGGCCUCCCGUCGCUGGCGCCAUUGCGGAUAAGCUGGGGAACUUCAAGCUGUUCUUCUCCGGGGUGGUGGCCGUGUCGGGAAUGCUGUCCUUGCUCCUGCUCGUCAUCCCUCCCGUGCCCAUCCCCCUUGGCUUCUCCCUCACCCUCAUCACGGACCACCACCAGUCUGAACACCCCAGCGGCAAAGAGAUCAACAAGCUGGCGGAGGUGCUGCCGAAGGAAGAGACGGGGCACCACGUGGACGCUGAGUACCUGCAGUUUAUUGUCAUCACCAACCAGACAGGCUGCGACAUCUAUGACGAGUACCAGACCUCCAUGGACGGUCUCAACCAGGUAGACAUCGGGUCAGCGGAACCAAUGGCGACCGUCAACAUAACAAGAAUUCUCAAGCACAAAAACUUUUCCCUGAUGGCGGUCACCACGCAUCACCCGCUCUUCUGCCCCGACGACCUGCCCCUCGUGCGACUCUCCAAGGGCGCCGAGGACCUGCUGCCGGAGAUCCUGGUGGACUACAACACCUCCGGACUCAAUAGGACAGUGAAUGGAAGCGUGGCGGAUACGGAGACGGAUGCGUGGUGGAGGUCAGGCUGUGAUGUGAAGGUGCCUGGUCUGUGCGAGCCUCACCACGCGGAUAUCAUUGGCGCGGAAAAUUUGAGCUUCUGGACCUAUCUCUUCGCGCGGAGUCUCCUGAACGGCGCCCUCAAUGCGGCUUUUGCGCUCUUCGAAGGCGCCACGCUCUCGCUCUUGAAGAAACACGGCGGGGAUUAUGGCUUGCAAAGGGUGUGGGGCUACAUCGGGUGCAUGGUGUUCACGCCCUUCUCCGGCUGGCUGAUAGACACGAUGAGUCACGAUAUCCACGUCCCAGAUUACAGGCCGGCGUUCUACCUGUUCGUGGGACUGCAGGGCCUGGCGGGGCUGGUGGCGCUCUCCGUGGACCUGAAGUUCAAGACCCCGUGUGAGCAAGUCAUGAAGAACAUCUGGAUGCUGCUACAGAAUCCCGAGGUGAUCAUGUUGUUCCUCGCCAUGACGCUCUCAGGAGCCUUCUUCGGGUUCCUGGAGGCGUUCCUGUUCUGGUUCCUGGGUGACCUCGGGGCCUCACGCUCCCUCAUGGGUCUGACGGUGACCAUGGGAGCCGCCAGCGCCUUACCCUUCCUUAUCUUUAUGUCCCCCAUCGUCAACAAGUUUGGACACAUUGGAGUCAUCGCGGCGGGCUUCCUCAUGUAUGCCCUCAGGUUUGCCGGUUACGCGUCCAUAUACAAUCCAGUGAGCGCCCUGUACUUCGAGGCUCUAGAGGGCGUCACCAUCGGGCUCAUGCUGUCUGCCGGCAUGACCUACGCCUGUGAGCUGUCCACCACCAAGAACGUGGUGUCCCUGCAGGCCCUCAGCGGCACCCUCUACUAUGGCGUGGGCAAGGGCGCGGGCUGCCUGGUGGGGGGCUACAUGUACCACCACCUGGGCGCACGCAAAACUUUCCGCAUGAUGACAGUAGCCAGCCUUCUCUCUGCCAUCAUCUUCCUCAUCUUCCAAAUCUACAUCCAGCACCGCAACAGACUAAGGGAACUGAACCUUACCGGGACGGAGAAGGAAGAUCUGCUGAAGAAGGAGGAGGAGGAGAACCUGAAGCUGAAGAAUUUGAAGCUGGUUAAGUUGGAGCGAGUCAAGAUCAAGAGUAAGAAGUGGCGUAAGGGAAAACGGGGCAGUCUGCAGGUGGACGCACAAGAAAACGGAGUCCUGCAGCUUAGAAGGGUAACUCUAGUAGACGCGGAGACUCAGACGGAGCCUGUACAGUUUGCUUGCACGCUUGCUAUUCCUGAGAGUGACGAGGAGGAGUGAGGUGUCGGGAGUGCUGGGAAUGUAUAUGUAUUAGAAUGUCCUCUUCCUACUCCCCCUCCUCCUCCUACUCCUCCUAUACGUUAAUGAGUGGUUUAAUAUAAUGAUUUCUCCUGUCUUCUGUCUCUUUCUGUACCACAACUUCCUCCUCCUCCUCCUCCUCCUCCUCCUCCUCCUCCUCCUCCUCCUCCUCCUUCUCUUCCUCCUUUUUCACCUCGUCUACGUAAAUCCUCCUCCUUCUUCUCUUCCUCCUUUUUCACCUCCUCUACGUAAAUAAGUCGUUUGAAGUCCUGUUCUGCUCUGUUCUGUUCUGUUCUGUCUGUCUGUCUGUCUCAAUAUCUCGUCCUGCCUCACUGUUCCCCAGACUGUCUCAUUGAGGGAGUGUACGGUAGUCUGUCUCUUUCUCUGCUGCAGCUUUGUUUUAUUCUCUGUCUCUCUCUCUCUCUGUCUGUCUGUCUGUCUGUCUGUCUGCCUGUCCCAGUGUACAGUGUUCUUUAUUUUAUUCAACAUCCUAUUCAUGAUUCUCAAAUUCCUGCCUCUCUUUCUGUUUGAUUUUGUACGUACUAGUGUGUCUGUGUCUUUCCCUGUCUGUUAAUCAUUAUGUACUUUGCUCGUCAUAAUCAAUCUCUCUCUCUCUCUCUCUCUCUCUCUCUCUCUCUCUCUCUCUCUCUCUCUCUCUCUCUCUCUCUCUCUCUCUCCCCACUUCCUGAUCUAUGGUUAGUCUUCCUGCCUUAUUGUUCUUCCUCUUCCUCUUCCUCCCUAUCUCCUUUCAACUCUGCUACUCUCUCUCUCUCUCUCUCUCUCUCUCUCUCUCUCUCUCUCUCUCUCUCUCUCUCUCUCUCUCUCUCUCUCUCUCAC